Messenger RNA from Penicillium subrubescens, 1097 nucleotides. RefSeq lists its product as uncharacterized. The transcript is spliced from 2 exons. The coding region runs from base 21 to 1097 and encodes 358 amino acids. Lineage: Eukaryota; Fungi; Ascomycota; Eurotiomycetes; Eurotiales; Aspergillaceae. Gene Ontology annotation, biological process: nucleotide metabolic process. The record is from RefSeq and is a predicted model, not a curated record. Gene Ontology annotation, molecular function: ATP:ADP adenylyltransferase activity; ATP binding.
CCAAUCUCACUCUACCAGCCAUGCAAUUAGGACUCUCCGAGAACCUGUCUGCGCUGGUCGCACGGCGGUUCGCCGCCGCCAAAGAUGGUGGACAUCUCAUCUUUUCGUCCACGCAUCUAUCAAUCAUCACCACAGCAGGAAUUCCAUACCAGCUCCGCUACUGCCCUGCUCUUGCCAUGAAGCCCAAAGAUCUCAAACAAAAUCCGUCCCCAGGCCCGAAACCUCCAAAAAUAGACCCCUUUGAGAACCCAUCCCCAGAUCUCCUCCUCGCAAGCUUCCCCCCACAAAAUCCAACCCACGCCCUCGUCCUCAACAAAUUCCCCGUGAUCCCAAAUCACUUUAUCCUCGCCACAAAAGCCUGGAAAGCACAAACAGAUAUCCUCGAGACAGCCGACCUCGAAGCAACAUACGAAUGCCUCCGCGCCUGGGGCGACAAUCCCUUCUCCACAGGAUUAAGUAGCCCAAACCCAAGCUCAGCCAACAGCACCAACCGCCUAUUCGCAUUCUUCAAUUCCGGCGAAGACAGUGGUGCCAGCCAACCGCAUCGACACCUCCAAUUCCUUCCCGUCGAAGCAAUGCACCAACCAGGCACCGAAUCCUGGUCCCCCCUCAUCGACCUCGUCACAGCUCAACCACAACAGAACCCCUCAACCUUCCAAUCCCACCCCUCCCUGCCCUUCGCACACUUCGCCCUCCCACUCCCAUCAAACCCAAGCCCGGAAACCCUCCAUGCGAUCUACAUCGCGCUCUACCGCGCCGCCGUAGCCGCCGCACAAGGCCGAGACGCUAGCCACGGCGUCCAGUCUAUCCCCACCCACGGCCCGUCUGCUAUAAGCUAUAACCUAGCUAUGACGCUAGAGACGAUGAUGAUUGCCCCGCGCAUCGCGGAAACAGCCCGGGUGCCGGUUGAUACUGCCAUUGAGGGUGAUAUUGUGGACCAUGGUGUUGUUUCGCUGAAUGGGACCAUUUUGGCGGGGACGUUGAUGGUUAAGGCGCAGGGGGAGUGGGAUGUUUUGAGGACGAAGCCGGAGGUUUUGGGGAGGUUGUUGAGGGAUGUGGGUGUGUCGGGGGUGGGGAUGGGGCAGGCUUCGUUGUAG